CUCCGCCCACUUUGUGGACACAAAACGAAGUCGGGAGGAUCUUCGAAAAAUCCGACAGUGAACAGCAAAGCGCGGUGCGAGGUCUCACUUCAAAAUGGGAUACGGAAGUUAUUAAAUUUAAUCCGCAGUCUGAACACAUGGUUACCUUCUGGAUAUCCGGACGACUUUAAGUAAAGUUAGGGUACAGUAGAUUGAGAAAAUAUUUCCGGACGGCAUGUUCGAUUUUUGACAGCUUCAGUAGUAAGUGUGUGUCCAAGAGGGUCAUGGAGGGUAACUGUCCAGAGGGAAGGACCUGUGCUACAGAAUCCCCAACACCUCCUCUCCAGUCAGAUGUCACUACUGUGGAUUAUGAUGUAGUGAAGAGCCCAGAUGUACACACUGUGGGUAAUCAUGUCACUAUAGUGAAGGGCCCAGAUCUGCCAGUUGUGGAUUAUGAUGUCACUAUAGUGAAGAGCCCAGAUCUGCCCGCUGUGGAUUAUGAUGUCACUGUGGUGGCGAGCCCACACCCACCCACUUUGCAUGAUGGUGUCACAGUGGUGGAGAGCCCAGAACUGGCCGCUGUACAUCGUGAUGAUGUCACCAGGACGGAGCACUCAGACCCAUGCACUGCAAACAAUGAUGUCACUUUGCUGGGGAGCCCAGGCCAGGUCACGACAAAGGGCUUGGCCCCUCUAACCCUGGACCAGAAGUCGGGGGGUGCUCCGCAAGUGGGCACCCCUCCGAGGGGUGAGCAGCCGCCCAUCUCCACCAAACUGUGUGGGUAUCUGCAGAAGAUGGGUGGCCCGCUGAAGAGCUGGAAGUCCCGCUGGUUCACUUACGAGGACAGGAAGUGCCAGCUUUUCUAUUACAGGACUGCGCAGGACGUGAACCCCCUGGGCCGCAUUGAGCUCGCCGACGCCACCUUCGGCUACCCGCUGCAGGCGGACGAGGGCACCUUCCACAUUCAAACCCCAGAGCGAACUUUCAUCCUCAAGGCACUGAACCGCGAGGCCAUGAUGUAUUGGCUGCAGCAGCUGCAGCUGAAGCGGUGGCAACACAGGGGCGAGGCCGGACAGUCUGCGCAGCCCUGCGCAGACAUGCGCAAGGAGGGCGCGGACCGGGGCAUGGUCUACUGCACAGAUGACUUCCUGCCCACAGUGAAAACCCCGACUGGGCUGGUCGGGGAGGAGGCCGCCAGGCAGCCAGCGCCACGGCAACACGCCACCCUUACCAACGUCUCCUUCAAGCACCCUCUGACAGAGAUUCAGAACUCUGUGCACAGUCUGCGUUGGAGCCGUUCCUCCCAGGAGCUGAGCCGCAGUGUGUUCCACUGGGACCUGUCCCAGGAACCCGCAGCCCCCACCUCUGUCCCGGACACCCCCGCACAGGGGGGCCUGGACGCUUCCGGUAGGCCCGAGUGCUCCCCCAAGCCACACCCCCGGAAGAAGAGCGGGAUGUCGGCCACCAUGCCCGCGGACCGCAAGGAGGCCAGUGCCGCAGACAGGACGUCCCGUCUCCGGCAGGAAGUGCUCACGCUGGCCGAGGAGGUCAAGGCACAGAAGGAGCUGGUGUGCCUGCUGCACAGGGCCCUGGAGGAGGCGCAGCGGGAGAAGCGGGCGUGCUCGCGCUUCCUGUCGGCCGAGGGCGAGCUGGAGCGCCUGGAGCUGCUGCGGCACGGCGAGCGGCGGGCCGCCGAGCUGGAGGCGCGGGCGGAGGCGCUGCGCUGCCAGCGGGAGGCGCUGCGGCGGAGCCUGGCCGAGCGCGACGCCCGGGUGGCCGAGCUGCAGGAGCACGCGCGGCUGAUGGCGGAGAAGAACCGCGCCAAGCAGGAGGUGGUGCUGCGGCUGUCAGAGCAGCUGACCGUCUGCGCGGACGACCCGCGCCGCGCCGUCUCCAACAGCAUGGGCGCCGCCACCUUCCGCCAGCUGCAGGAGGAGAUCGAGAACCUCAAGGACGACAUAGAGGCCUACAAGAUGCAGAACAAGUUCCUCAACUCCGAGAUCUACCAGCUGACCAGGCUGUGGAGGAACAGCUCGGAGCAGGAGAAGAGUCUGAUGAUGAAGUGCGCUUACCUGGAGGCCAAGAACUGCCAGACGGAGAGCCGCUACCUGGGGGUGCUCCGGGACCUGCAGGAGAGCAAGGGCCUGGACGGCAAGCAGCAGGAGGCGGUCAAGAGGCUGAUCCAGGAGGCGCUGCAGGCCGACAUGAAGGACACCCUCAAACUCGACCCCGUCAGGGAGUAUGACGAGUAUGGCUUCAAGAUGGUCCCGGACUUCGAGGUGGAGGACGUGAAGCUGCUCGCCAAGAUCCAGGCCCUGGAGAUCCGCACCCACAACCUGCUGCGGCGGGAGGCCGGGGACAAGGCCCUGCUGGGCCGCUGGGCGCAGCACCUGGCCGGGCGGCCGUCGGGCGAGCUGACGCCCUCGCCCGAGCUGAAGGGCCUGCUGCGGGCCGGGGUGCCCCAGGAGUACCGGCGCGAGGUGUGGCGCUGGGUGACGCGGGCGCGCACCCGCACCAUCCGGGACCGCCACCCGAGCCGGUACCAGGAGCUGAGCCGCAAGGCGCAGGCCUGCCCACACCCGGCCUCCCGGCAGAUCCAGCUGGACCUGCACCGCACCCUCACCAGCAACCAGCGCUUCGCCUCGCCCUCCGGCCCUGCCGUGCAGCAGCUGCACCGCAUCCUGCUGGCCUUCUCCUGGCAGAACCCCGCCGUCGGCUACUGCCAGGGCCUCAACAGGCUGGCCGCCAUCGCCCUGCUGGUUCUGCAGAACGAGGAGGACGCUUUCUGGUGCCUGGUGGCGGUGGUGGACACCAUAAUGCCACAGGACUACUACAGCAAGACCCUCACUGCCUCCCAGGCGGACCAGCGGGUGCUGAAGGACUUCAUGGCGGAGAAGCUGCCCCGCCUCACCGCCCACUUCGAGGAGCUCCAGGUGGACGUGUCGCUCAUCACCUUCAACUGGUUCAUGGUGGUGUUCGUGGAGAGCCUGGCCAGCAACAUCCUGCUGCAAGUGUGGGACGCCUUCCUGUACGAGGGCACCAAGGUGCUAUUUCGAUAUGCACUGGCCCUCUUCAAAUACAAAGAGGAGGACUUCCUAAAGAUCCGAGAUAAGGUGGAGAUGUACCAGUAUCUACGGUUCUUCACCAAAACCGUCUCAGAUAGCAGGAAGCUGAUGAGCAUCGCCUUUAACGACAUGAACCCGUUCCCCAUGAGGCAGGUGCAGGGGCGGCGUGCCCUGCACCUGGAGCGUCUGCGGGCGGAGCUGCGGGACCUGGAGAGGAUCCAGAGGGAGUUUGUCACCGAGAGCGCCGAGCGGAAGGACAAGGACCUGGACACCGCUGUCAGCGAGGACGAGGACGACCCCUAGGCAGGAG
This is a messenger RNA of Megalops cyprinoides (Indo-Pacific tarpon), 3354 nucleotides long. RefSeq names its product TBC1 domain family member 2A-like. The record is from RefSeq and is a predicted model, not a curated record. Bases 264 to 3347 code for a protein of 1027 amino acids. The transcript has 14 exons. Lineage: Eukaryota; Metazoa; Chordata; Actinopteri; Elopiformes; Megalopidae.